GUAUGGCUCCCAUGGUAUCUUGUAUGAAGUGUUUUUUUAGUUGCCGACACUAUUCCAAUAUGUCCUUUCUCACUUGCCAUACAGUGAAAGCCUAAACCCGUAAUAUAGGAAUCUAAAUGUUGCCUAAUGUGCCAAAAAUGACCAUCCAUGGUCAUCAAAAUAUAUGUUGACAUAUUUUCUUAUGCUCUCAUCAACCUCUGAAAUUAACAAAAAUCUUGAGACUUGAGAACCCCCCCAUCAUAAUCACCCGCCCACCCCCGAGACUGCAUUCCUCCAUCAAGAAGACAAUUAAGAGGAAUGUUUGUUAACAGCUGAUAAGAACACGCUUGUUGAUAUAAUUUUAACAUGAUCUCAUGAGGAAAAGAAGUCUGUGCUGAGAUGUGUAGAAUAGACGAAGUUCUGGUAGGUGUAAGAUGACACCACCAGUUGCAAGUUGAAAGUGCUCGGCUGAGAGGUUCAACCCCGCUUGUGAGGGAGAGUGAGGCCAUGACUGUCGAGCUCAAAGUCAUGUGUCCACACCACGGGGAGAAUUGGGAGCAAAUGUGGAUGACGUGAAUCUUCAUUGAACUGAACCUGUGAUGACUAUCAGCACUUUAUUGCCCAUGUGUGUUGUCUUUCCAGACAUGCACUUUUGAGUUUUCCUGGAGCAUAAAGACUGCUAGUGUCUCAAAAACAAGCCAGCGGGUGACCUUUGCCAUCCCUUCCCAGAACAGCCAUCCUGGAGUACAGGAAUUGUCAAAGCAGAAGUAUGGACGGUGAAGUGGGACCAAGGAACCAGAGGUCUGAGAGUCCUCUGAGCCAGUUGACAGGGUUGGGAAUGAGCUGUCUCCCCAGCCCGAAGUUUCGCCACUGCGGACCUGGCCUUGCUAGUCCCCAGGAAUACAACCAGUGGCUACCAUACCGCCAUGAUGCCAGCCUACUGUCUAUGAAAGAAGACCUGGCUCUUUGGCUCAACACCAUCAUGGGUGUGGAUGUCACAGCUGACACUCUAAUGGACAGACUGGACAACGGUGUUGUUCUUUGUCAACUGGCCCAGUUUCUCCAGGAAAAAAUGAGCCACAGCAAUAAUGGAAAGCCCUUCACCAGAAGAGUGAUCCAUUGGCGAGCUGAUGCAACUUCAGGAUCUUUUUUUGCCAGAGACAACACAUCUAACUUCCUCUACUGGUGCCGCAAGAUUGGCAUUGACAAGGCCCACCUUUUCGAAUCUGAAGAUUUAGUCCUCCAUAAGCAACCCUGGGAAGUGUGCCUAUGCCUGAUGGCGCUGGGACGCAUGGCCACCAGGUAUGGCGUUGAGCCUCCAGGCCUGGUGAAGUUAGAGAGAGAGACAGAGAGGGAAGAAGGAGAGAGUACCUCUCCAUUGUCCACGCUACCCUUCUCCUUUUUUCCAACCCCGGAGCUUUGCUCACAAUUGCAUUCAAGCAAGUCCCCGACCCCACCCCCUCCCUCUCCACCAGUGCCCCUCACUCCAAGCUCCAUCUGUGUCUCUGAAGCACACAUCUCACCCUUCGCGUCUGAUCUUCCAUCAGCCACUGCGGACCCAAUGCCCACGUGUUUCCUACAGUCCUUCCUCUCAGCUCCCAAACGCUGCUCAACCACAGCUUCAACACAAACGCCUUUGUGCUCCACUGGCACAUCUGCAGCCUCCAAAGGCCAAACUCAAGUGGCCAUUGGGGCAAGACCCGCAACACCUUGCCACCUGAACCGUCACUCCAGCAAAUCCACUAUCAGACAGAGCACCGGCGCCAGCAACAUUUUGGAUGACACUGUGAGAAACAUUAUUGAAAAUCCACCCUGCAGCUGUCCAAAUAGGUUCCCUGUUGAAAAGCAGCCAAGAAACUGCUAUCGUGUGGGGGAAAAAGUUUGUUAUAUACGGAUGCUGAAUGAGCGUAACGUGAUGGUGCGUGUGGGUGGAGGCUGGGAGACUUUUGUGAGCUACCUCCAGAAGCACGACCCCUGCAGAGGAAGACCAGUGAGCAGAACUGAAAUCCGGGGCUGUCGGGACAAAGUCAAGCCUCUCAAUUCGAACAUGUCACCUGACAGCUACAUGGUUGUCAACGCCCAUUGCCGUGGAAAGAAAUAAGACGGUUCUACUGAUCAUUCGUGUCUUUUUUGCUACCCCCUUUACUUUCCAACCGAAUUGUGCAAGUGCAGUUUAAAGUCUGUAAAACAUAUUUUAAAUAGGAAAGGUGUCCUAUUUACUGUACUUACCUGCCAUUCUCUCACACAACAUACGGAUGUAAUCAAUUAGUUUGAUCAAUAGCUCGUUCAUUGUUAAAGGUUAUUGCAAGCUUACAUUACAUUGGUUUAGGCACAUUUACAGUUUCAAUUUUGUGUUUAUAAUGUACAGGUACGUGUUGAUUUGUGUUUCCAGGCUUCACAAUGGUAAAUUUAAGUAUGCUUCACUUCAUCGCAUCUGGAUUUUGAGUAAAGUGUCCAAAGGAAGCGAUGAUGCCCAUCUCACAGGGACGACAUUUGGAUUGAAUAAUACUGUAUGUCAACAAAUGUUCUAUUAUGUUAUAUUUCUUGUACAUCAACUGGAUUUGUGCCGUUUGCUUUGGUCAUCGUGUACAUUGGCAAUCAUGCUAAAAAAAAAUCCAAAACACAUUGGCAGUUUCUCCCUCUAGAUGGCACCAUGUGCUCAGUGACACAAUGCCAACGUGGUGUUCUGGAGGACAGGCUGCACCCUCUUACAUAAAAAGAAUGAAAUAAAGAAAA
This is a messenger RNA of Hippocampus zosterae (dwarf seahorse), 2715 nucleotides long. RefSeq names its product growth arrest-specific 2b (gene gas2b). The coding region runs from base 749 to 2080 and encodes 443 amino acids. NCBI's taxonomy places the organism in Eukaryota, Metazoa, Chordata, Actinopteri, Syngnathiformes, Syngnathidae. Gene Ontology annotation, biological process: actin crosslink formation. The transcript is spliced from 9 exons. The record is from RefSeq and is a predicted model, not a curated record. Gene Ontology annotation, cellular component: actin filament. Gene Ontology annotation, molecular function: actin filament binding; microtubule binding; cytoskeletal adaptor activity.